AUGGCCACCAUUAACAAGAUAAAGAAGAAGCAGAAGAGGGCAUCCUGGAUCCAGGAGUCAUCCACGAAACUUUGUAGGAUGAACAUGGCCACAACUGACUGGUUCUCAGGAGCCAUGGAUAACACGGUCUAUGCUCAGUCUCAAAUUGCAAUGAACAACUACACAGAUGUGGUAGAGUUUGUCCUGCAGGGAUUUUCUGGGGGUCCUGUAUUCCAGGCUUGCUCCUUGGCCUUUUUCUCCAUUUUCUAUGUACUGGGUCUUGCAGCAAACACCCUCAUUAUCAUGGCUAUCAGCCUGAACUCAAGUCUUCACACCCCUAUGUACUUUUUCCUUGCAAACCUGGCCCUGUUGGACAUUUCCUGCACAUCCACUGUUCUUCCCAAGCUGUUGGAGGGUCUGGUGGGGAAGGGCAGCCACAUCUCCUAUAAGGGAUGCUUGACCCAGAUUUUCUUCCUAAUCUGGUUUCUGGGGGGUGAGCUACUGCUGCUCUCGGCCAUGGCCUAUGACCGCUAUGUGGCCAUCUGUCACCCACUGCACUACAGUAUGCUGAUGAGUCGGCCCGUCUGUGUCCUGCUGGCGGGCACUGUGUGGGUCAGCAGUGCAAUCAACACAUCCGUGCACACUGGCCUGAUGGCACGGCUCCAUUUCUGUGGCCCCAACCAAAUCCACCACUUUUUAUGCGAAAUCCCAACACUGCUACAGCUGUCUUGCAGCCCGACCACCCUCAACAACAUCAUGACUAUAAUAGCAGAUGCUUACUUUGGCAUAGUCAACUUUCUGUUUAUCAUGAUAUCUUACAGCUUCAUCAUUGCCAGCAUCCUACGCAUCCGCUCUGCAGAGGGCAAGAGGCGUGCUUUCUCCACCUGCUCUGCCCAUCUGGUCGUGGUUACCUUGUAUUACUCCACUGUCAUCUAUACCUAUGUACAGCCUGGCUCCGAAUCCUCCAGGGGAAAUAGCAAGGUGGUUUCCUUGUUGUACACAGCAGUCGGUCCUACCCUGAACCCCCUCAUUUACUCUCUGAGGAAUAAGGAUGUCAAAGUGGCCCUCAGGAAGGUGUUUCCCUGUGUUUGUUGA
Myodes glareolus (Bank vole) is the source of this 1074-nucleotide messenger RNA. The record is from RefSeq and is a predicted model, not a curated record. Lineage: Eukaryota; Metazoa; Chordata; Mammalia; Rodentia; Cricetidae.